Gregarina niphandrodes is the source of this 243-nucleotide messenger RNA. RefSeq names its product putative protein translocation complex, SEC61 gamma subunit. Gene Ontology annotation, molecular function: transmembrane protein transporter activity. The record is from RefSeq and is a predicted model, not a curated record. NCBI's taxonomy places the organism in Eukaryota, Apicomplexa, Conoidasida, Eugregarinorida, Gregarinidae. The coding region runs from base 1 to 243 and encodes 80 amino acids. Gene Ontology annotation, cellular component: membrane; Ssh1 translocon complex. Gene Ontology annotation, biological process: protein targeting; post-translational protein targeting to membrane, translocation. The transcript has 2 exons.
AUGAAGUCUGGCAUGCUUUCUGACCCUACCCACCCUGUUGGCUAUCUGAACAAAGUAAUUGAAGACUUUGCCCAAGACGGAAUACGGCUUCUCAGGAAAUGCAACAAACCCGAUGCUAAAGAAUACCACGCAAUGCUCCGAGCAUGUACUCUAGGGCUGCUGACGAUGGGAUUCAUCGGCUAUUUUGUUCGGCUCGCCUUCAUACCCAUAAAUAACAUUAUUGUUGGUUCUGCAAGGAAGUAA